This is a messenger RNA of Nilaparvata lugens (brown planthopper), 835 nucleotides long. RefSeq lists its product as uncharacterized. The transcript is spliced from 4 exons. The record is from RefSeq and is a predicted model, not a curated record. Lineage: Eukaryota; Metazoa; Arthropoda; Insecta; Hemiptera; Delphacidae. Bases 404 to 835 code for a protein of 143 amino acids.
UUGAACGUUCACUCGUGUUAAAAUCAUCAUCAGGUGAACGUUUAACGUGCUAAAUGUCAUCAUUCCGAUCAAUAAUUAAUCAAAUUAAUUAAUUUCACAAUUAUUGUGUCGUGAGUUAAUGUUGAAUAAGCGGAUUCAUUUUUUAUGUAUGAGUGAUUGGUUUGAACGUGAAUAAUCAAUUUAUCGGGUUGUAAAUCAUUGAUGUGAAAUUUUUCAGUAAUUUGAAAGAAAAACAAUUGCACAUAAAAUCAGUUCGUCCAUAAUAACAACAUCGAGUGAUAAGAAGACUAUAAUUGUAGUGGGGUUUUAUAGGCUAGAGUGUGUUCAAGAGCAAGACAGUUCAUUCAGUGUUUGGUCAACCUAUUUGUGUGAUUGAAGGCAUUUCAAAUAGCAGCAAUUGAAGAUGAUGUCGUCACACUUAGUUCGCGUAUUUUACCUCCUUCUCUUGGCAAUAAUCGGCUGUAACGGUCUCAUCACCUCUGGAGAUGGGGCAGAGGAUGACAUUCACGUGAAAGAAGUUGAAAUCGGCGCUAAUCACGAGUUGAAAUGUGGAUGCAAUGACGACGACCACCGCUUCCAGUUCUGGGUGAUCAACAAUAACUUUGUCAUUGGUCCUAACAGUUAUUUGUAUGUGGACGCGAAUAAGUACAAGGGAGAUAUGCUGAACGGAAAACUGCUGAUAAGGAAUAUAACAGUGAAAGAGCAGGGUAUUUACACAUGUUUAUGCAAACAUAUGGACAGCCGCUCUUACCAUGUCAGAUCCACUGAGUUGGUAGUCAAGAGAGACUGGGAACAAGUGUAUGACAAUGAUAAAAAGGUAAGUGACACUCCUUGA